Molecule: messenger RNA, 1497 nt
Organism: Echinococcus granulosus
Lineage: Eukaryota; Metazoa; Platyhelminthes; Cestoda; Cyclophyllidea; Taeniidae
Product: ATP-dependent DNA helicase Q5
Exons: 11
Coding region: 1-1497 (498 amino acids)
Biological process (GO): double-strand break repair via homologous recombination
Cellular component (GO): cytoplasm; chromosome
Molecular function (GO): four-way junction helicase activity; 3'-5' DNA helicase activity
Source: RefSeq, a predicted model, not a curated record
AUGUCUAACCAGGCUCACGCUUUUACGCUACCCGCCGAGAAGUCUCAGAAGCUGCGCUGGUGGCGUCAAGAAUUUGUUACUGGCGUUUUUCGUUCAAAUUUGUACUACGAUGUAAUGUUCAGUGACUUGAUAAAAACGCCUUAUGAUGACUUAUCCUUAUUCAUUCGUCAAUGUCUUUUUGGUGAAGAUCCAGUCAAGAGCCCAGUGAAAAAUUCGAGUGGUAUUGUUUACUGUCGAACGCGGGAAGAUUGUGAAACGGUUGCCUAUCAGUUGUCUCUCCGAGGCAUACCAUCUCGCGCCUACCAUGCUGGUCUGGGAAGCAAGGAUCGGACUAGGGUUCAAGAGGAGUGGUUUAAAGGAGACUUUUUAGUUGUGGUGGCCACUAUCAGUUUUGGUAUGGGAGUGGAUAACGCUCAUGUCCGGUGUGUUGUGCACUGGACAGUACCGAAGAGUCUAGCCGCCUAUUACCAGGAGUCUGGCAGAGCCGGACGCGAUGGUCUUCCUUCCCAUUGCCGGAUAUACUAUGCUAAGCAGGAGCGUGACACGGUGGCAUUCCUAGUUGGUCAGAUGUCCGAGAGAGCUCUUACACAAAAGAAAAAGGAGCAUCGUGAGAAAGGCGUACAGGACUUGGCACUCAUGAUCAACUACGUGGAGAGUGUAAAUUUUCUCCUUUCACCUCAGGUUCCAUGGAUUUCCGCUGCUGAGGACUCCCUGCUUAUCGAUCCUGAGAGCAAACUGAUCAACGGUUUGACAGGAAAGACUCGAGAUCAGACUCUCCAACUCCUCAUUACCGCUGUGUGUGGUCACCUGACCAGCACCAGUGAUACAGGCUCCGAUGUGGAUCCGGAGAAGUCGCAUCUCAGCAAACUAGCCGCCCAACUAGAGCAUCAAAUUUUCAAAACCUCGAAGGACCCUGCUCCACUUCCGUCGCAGUCAUCACAGCCACCGCCACUGUCGGCAUCAUCACAAAACGUGCCUCCACCUCUUGGACUUAUGACGAAGACUGGCACGCCAGUGGUUGAGCCGGUGCCUCCGGCUUUUACUGAUUUCUCACCGUACGAUUACAGGCUAACAACCUUAUUUCCUCCUUUUUACAUCCCACCGACCCCUAUUCCACGCUUUUACAAGUCCGAGGAAACACGGAUGAAGACCAGUUUCAUCGCCAAUGUUGUGGUCCGUUCGCUCUCUCGCUACUACUCUCUGGGUGCCUUCAAGGACAAGUCAUUUCGUAAAGCAGCACUUUGGUGUUGGUUCGGCUACACAAAUUGUGAGAUCCACCGCCUUCUCCGUUUUCUCCAGGCUACAUUCAAGGAUGUUGCGCGAGAGUUGACUCGGAGGCUUGUCAAGAGUGGCAUUUCGGAUGACGAAGUACAUCUUACCUCUUAUGCUGCUAGCGGUGGAGACCGCUCCGUACUUUUAUACCGGUACUGGAGGCGAGGCUACUUCAGUAUCGAUCAUCUUGUCGAUUCCCUUAUCGAUUUUUGUGGCCCCCAUUGA